AUGAGGCGAAAACAGCAGUCGUCGUCGGGCGCAGGAGCCGUGAGCAAUCACGACCUUUACGACACUGACCCGCCAAGGCCAGGACGCCUGCUCGGCAUGCCAGCGCCUGUGCCGGCGCCACAGGGCGGCGCCGCCGCCUUCAAUGCCGCGGGCAGGGGAAUGAGCUUCCCGGGCGCAACUGCAGCGUCGGGGGGGGGGCAGGGGGGCGGGGGCGGGAGCGGUGGUGGUGGUGCAGGCGGCGGCGGCGGCGGCGUGGACUUGGACCUGAGGUUGCGAGACAGCAGUCAGAAGGGCGGGAAGAGAGGGGGCGGCUUCAGGGACUGGAAGCGGAGGGCAUGUCGCUGA
This is a messenger RNA of Ectocarpus siliculosus, 345 nucleotides long. The record is from the annotation of a GenBank genome assembly. Lineage: Eukaryota; Phaeophyceae; Ectocarpales; Ectocarpaceae.